Messenger RNA from Lactuca sativa (garden lettuce), 1935 nucleotides. Its product is annotated as putative serine/threonine-protein kinase PBL25. Lineage: Eukaryota; Viridiplantae; Streptophyta; Magnoliopsida; Asterales; Asteraceae. Gene Ontology annotation, biological process: protein autophosphorylation. Gene Ontology annotation, molecular function: ATP binding; transmembrane receptor protein tyrosine kinase activity. The record is from RefSeq and is a predicted model, not a curated record. Gene Ontology annotation, cellular component: plasmodesma; plasma membrane.
UAGAAGCCAAUCCGCUCUUAAUUCCAAACACUUCAACUUCAAUUCUUCCGUGGUCUUAAGUCUUGUUUCUUGAUCUAUAGCUUUUCACAAUCCAUCCGAUUAGAAUUGCUAGGGAAUUAAUUUUCACUUCUCUUUCACAUUUGUAGUCAACCACAAACACAAAUUCUUUUUUCAUGAAAGAGUUUGAGCACCUCAGAAUUCCAAUUGAAAUCAUUAAACAUGCCACCAACAACUUUAAUGAGCGCAACUUUGUUGCACAAGGUGGUUUUGGCAAGGUAUAUAAAGGAGUAUUCGUCCACUCUAAGGGUCAGACCGUGGGUGCUGUCAAGCGCUUAGAUCGUUCGAUAGAUCAGGCAGAUGCUUCGUUUUGGAGAGAGGUCAUGUUUCUUUCCGGUUAUAAACAUGAAAAUAUUAUCUCACUCCUAGGCAUUUGUUAUGACAAUGAAGAAAGGAUCAUCGUGUGCGAGUAUGCAUCGAAUAAAAGCCUUGAUUUUUGUCUACGAGACCCCAACCUCAAGUGGAUUCAACGUCUCAAGAUAUGUCUUGGGGUUGCUUGUGGCUUGGAGUACCUUCAUGAUCACAAAGAUACCCAACAAAGAGUCCUCCACCGUGAUAUUAAGAGUGCCAACAUCUUGUUAGACGAAAACUGGAAUGCCAAAAUUGCAGAUUUUGGUCUAUCCAAAUAUGGCCCUGCUAACCAACAACACACGUUUAUUUUCUCGGAUGCCAAAGGUACUAUUGGCUAUUGUGAUCCCAUGUAUGUAGAGACAGGGUUAUUAACAAAGGAAUCGGACGUCUACUCUUUCGGGGUUGUACUAUUUGAAGUUUUAUGCUCAAGGCAUUGUGUUGAUUUAAGAUAUAAGGAUGAGCGCCGAAUUCUACCCAUGUUGGUAAAGAAGUGUCAAAAACAACAAACACUACAUACAAUUAUCGAUGUUAGGCUAAGGCAACAAUUCGAUCAACAUUCUUUUGAUAUGUUCGUAUCACUUGCAUAUCAAUGUUUGGAAAGAGAUCGGACUCAUCGUCCGUUAAUGCCUUCGGUCGUGAGCAAGCUUAAAACUGCACUCCAAUAUCAAGAGGCAUUCGAGGUUAAAGCUCAAGAAGCAAAGAGGAAAAUCAUAUUUUUACAGAACAACGUAGACCAAUUAUAUCAAGAACCAGAAGCGUCAUUAAAAAAUGUCGUUGUUAAUCCCCUUCUGGAUUAUGAGAAAAUCUGUCCACCCGGGGGGAGCAAUUUGAUAAUUCUGUACACAACCACGGUCAAAACCAUCCCAAAGACAUUCCAAGAUUGCUCGAGUCUUCGACUUAUUCUCAAUGGUUUUAAGGUUUUAUACCAAGAAAGAGAUGUAUCGAUGCACGUGGAUUUCAGAGAUGAACUAUGGCGGAUUAUGGGCAAGAAAGUGGCACUGCCAAGGCUGUUUAUCAAUGGCAGUUACAUCGGAGGAGCCGAUGAGGUUUUACAUUUGCAUGAGCAAGGGAAAUUCCGGCCCCUCCUCGCUGGAAUACCAAUAAAAAAAUUGGAAGGGCCAUGCAAAGGAUGUGCUGGGAAUUUGUUUCUGGUGUGUCCUAAUUGUAGCGGUAGCAAGAAAGUGAAUUCUGGUGGCAGAGGGUUGCCAAAGAGCUGCAUGAACUGUAACGAGAAUGGGCUGAUCAAAUGCCCUAUUUGCUUCUGAAAUUUCUGUUCAUUAACAAAUGACAAAAUGUGAUUUCAAUAUUUUUAUCGUCAUUCAUCUGCCCUUUUGAUUUGGUUGUGUUUUGUUGAUUCGUUUCUAAAAAAUAAAUGAUUCACAAUUCUGUGGAUUUUAGAUAAAAUUAUUAUAUUAUCUUUUUUGUAGUACAUGAUAUAAGCCAUUUUUCAUAUUUAGUGUAUAUUGGCAUUGGCAUAUAUGUUGAGUAGAAUUAAGAUUGUAUAACUAUGAGAUCAUGGUAUAUAAU